AAGAUGGCGGCGCCCAGCGGGCCCUAAACGAUGCGGCUGACUCGGAAGUGGGUCUGCUCCGCGCUGCUCGCUGCCUAUUUACUCUUUUCUCUCUAUGCCGCUUACUGUGUCUUUCUGAAACCCCGCCGCUCUGCUGCUUCACGGGGGAACCAGAGGGAGAAACACGGGCGAGAGCAUUUUAUUUUGGAAGUGGAAGAAUGGAACCCUUGGGAAGUUGAUGAGAAAAACAGUUUGCAACAGAACUCAGCAAAUAGUCUGCAGCUUUUAAAAGAGAAGAAAUUGCAACAGGAACAAACAGACCUCAGAGUACAAAUCUGGGGAAAAGCUGCCAUUGGCCUUUACCUGUGGCAGCAUAUAUUUGAAAGUCCGCUUGAGCCUGCAGAUGUGUCAGCCCAGUGGAGGAAAGGAAGACUAAAUGCAGGAAAAACAUUCUUCAGCUUCAUCACAGGUCCAUCUGUAGUCCCUGGGUACUUCUCGGUAGAAUCUGCCAAUGUGGUUCUAGUGCUGAAUGGCCGAGAGGAAGGAAAGCUCUCUUAUGCCACUCAGUGGCUGCAUUAUGCACAAACAUUAAUAGAAACCCACAAGUUGCAGCAUGUUGCAGUUGUGUUGCUUGGAAGUGAACAGUGCAAAAAUGAAUGGAUUUAUCCUUACUUAAAAAGUUAUGGAGGGUUUGUAGAAUUACUUUUCUUAAUAUAUGACAGUCCCUUGGUGAAUGACGAAGAUAUUUUCCAGUGGCCUUUGGGAGUAGCUACUUACAGAAAUUUUCCUGUAGUUGAACCAAGCUGGUCAGUGCUUCACAAUCCACGGUUGUACCAGUGUAAUUUUUUGGGAACGAUUUAUAAAAACUCUUCCAGAGAGACCCUAAUGAAAGUACUGAAGCAGCAUGGGCUUGAAAAAAUUUGUUGGAUUUCUGCCAGAGAAGAGUGGUGGCCUCAAGAAACCAAUGAAAGCCUUCGAAACUAUCAAGAUGCAUUGCUCCAGAGUGAUCUCACGCUAUGCCCUUUGGGUGUAAAUACAGAAUGUUAUAGAAUUUACGAGGCUUGUUCAUUUGGCUCUGUUCCUGUUGUGGAAGAUGUAAUGACACCAGGAAAUUGUGGAAAUUCAUCUGUAUACUACAAUGCUCCACUGCAAUUAUUAAAGACUAUGGGAGCUCCCUUUAUCUUUAUUAAAAACUGGAAAGAACUUCCUGCUAUUUUAGAAAAAGAGCAAAAUAUAACUUUGCAACAAAAGAUUCAAAGAAGAAAAAAACUCAUGGAAUGGUAUCGAUAUUUCAAAGCACAAAUGAGACAAAAAUUUAUUAGUAUAUUGGAAAAUUCAUUUUUACCUAAGGAUAAAGGCAGUUAAUUGUUA
This is a messenger RNA of Heteronotia binoei (common prickly gecko), 1350 nucleotides long. RefSeq names its product ribitol xylosyltransferase 1 (gene RXYLT1). Gene Ontology annotation, molecular function: ribitol beta-1,4-xylosyltransferase activity. The transcript has 6 exons. The record is from RefSeq and is a predicted model, not a curated record. Lineage: Eukaryota; Metazoa; Chordata; Lepidosauria; Squamata; Gekkonidae. Bases 31 to 1344 code for a protein of 437 amino acids. Gene Ontology annotation, biological process: protein O-linked glycosylation via mannose. Gene Ontology annotation, cellular component: Golgi apparatus.